GCCCAAGCCUCCGCCGCCGCCGCCGCGGUAGGAGCCAACAUGCCCGGCUUCGACUACAAGUUCCUGGAGAAGCCCAAGAGACGCUUCCAGUGUCCGCUGUGCAGCAAGGCCAUGCGGGAGCCCGUCCAGGUGUCGACCUGCGGCCACCGCUUCUGUGACACCUGCCUGCAAGAAUUCUUAAGUGAGGGAGUCUUCAAGUGUCCCGAAGACCAGUUGCCUUUGGACUACGCCAAGAUCUACCCUGACCCGGAGUUGGAGCAGCAGAUUUUGGCGCUGCCCAUCCGCUGCAUCCACAGCGAAGAGGGCUGCCGCUGGACCGGACAGAUGAAGCAGCUGCAGGGCCACUUCUCCACCUGCGCCUUCAACGUGAUCCCCUGCCCCAACCGCUGCUCGGUCAAGCUGACUCGCCGCGACCUCCCCGACCACCUGCAGCACGACUGCCCCAAACGCAAAGUCAAGUGCGAGUUCUGCGGCAGCGAGUUCACCGGCGAGGCCUACGAGAACCACCAGGGCGUGUGUCCUCAGGAGAGCGUCUACUGCGAGAACAAAUGCGGGGCACGGAUGAUGCGCCGGCUACUGUCGCAGCACGGCACGGCCGAGUGUCCCAAGCGCACGCAGCCGUGCAAGUACUGCGGCAAGGAGUUUGUCUUUGACACCAUCCAGAACCACCAGUACCACUGCCCUCGCUUCCCCGUCCAGUGCCCCAACCAGUGCGGCACACCCAACAUUGCCCGCGAAGACCUGGCCAACCACGUGAAGGACAACUGCGGCAGCGCCCUGGUGCUCUGCCCCUUCAAAGACGCCGGCUGCAAACAUCGGUGCCCCAAGCUGGCGGUGGGGCGGCACCUGGAGGACAGCACCAAGUCGCACCUGACCAUGAUGUGCAACCUGGUGGGGCGCCAGCGGCAGGAGAUCCUGGAGCUGCGGCGCGAGAUGGAGGAGCUGUCGGUGAGCCACGACGGCGUCCUGAUCUGGAAGCUGAGCGACUACUCGCGCAAGCUGCAGGAGGCCAAGCUGCGCAGCAACCACGAGUUCUUCAGCCCGCCCUUCUACACGCACCGCUACGGCUACAAGCUGCAGGUGUCGGCCUUCCUCAACGGCAACGGCAGCGGCGAGGGCUCGCACCUCUCCGUCUACAUCCGCGUGCUGCCCGGUGAGUACGACAACCUCCUGGAGUGGCCCUUCGCCUACAAGGUCACCUUCUCCAUCCUGGACCAGAGCGACCCCUCGCUCUCCAAGCCGCAGCACAUCACCGAGACGUUCAACCCGGACCCCAACUGGAAGAACUUCCAGAAGCCCAGCGGCGCUCGCAACUCGCUGGACGAGAGCACCCUGGGCUUCGGCUACCCCAAGUUCAUCUCGCACGAGGAGAUCAAGAAGAGGAACUACGUCCGCGACAACUGCGUCUUUGUCAAGGCUUCCAUCGAGAUCCCCCAGAAGAUCAUGGCUUGAGCGCCGCUUGAGCACCGACCACCUUUCCACGCUCCACCCUUCUACCUGACCAACUCACUCUGUGUGAAAAUUGCCUUGGAAAUCAAAGAGUGCCUAGAAGUUGACCCUUUUUCUUUCACCCCUCUCGCUCGCUCGCUCGCUCGCUCGCUCUCUCUCUCUCACCAAGGGUACGUGAGGGGAUGGAGGCAGGGUGAAGGAGAUUGAACUUUGGAUGGAUGGAGGGAAGGAAGGCACCGUCUUGGCUCACGCCAAAACUCUUGAAUCUUGUGUUUACGUAGACGGCCAGAGCGGCGUCAAGGUGCAGCUCCGUCCUUCACCCUCUAUGCAAACUUCACACAAGCUUCCCCGCCAGCACACAGGCGCUCCCUUCCGAGGAACCUCGGCUUUCUCCAUCAGCGGACAGCGCAUGGCAUUUUCCUUGCGAGAAGCGCCUCGUGUGGCGCUUCAGACGAGCGCCCCCCCCCCCGGUCCGUUUGCGGCCGGUGACUCCAUCAGAUUUGUCUUCUCGCCGCAGCAAGUCCACCUUUGUCGCUCCGGCACGUUAGCUUGUGGUCUUGACGCGAUCGUCCGCUACCUGAAGGAGUUUGUGAGUCUUUGGACCGUUCUGCCCCCCCAAAGCCUCAUCCGCUUGGCCAAACGCAACUUGCGAAGCACGUCGAGAAGCCAAACCCGAGCAGACGCUGGAAGUCUGCCGUUUGAUGGGGCGAGCUCCUCCAAAGUCCUGGAGAUUUGGGAAGAUGGCGUCCAUAUGGGCAGGAAUGGAGCGGCUUCGUCAUGCUAUGCGUUUGGUGGAGCGUGGCUGGCGGCAACCAGACGCUGUCAAACCAGUGACUGGGAAUAACGCAGCUCUGCAAUUUUCAGGAAAACUCAACCCAUGAAGCCUAUUUGACUGAGUAACGUGCAAUUUACUAGGCCUGUCUAUAAAAAGGCUCAAAUCAACCAAAUGUGAUUUGAAGCACUCCGCCCGCUCGAACGUUUUGGUGACGACGGAUGACUGGCCACACAGGAAGUGUGUCAUCAAAUCUUUUCUUGGAUUGCUGCCUGAAUUGGUGGAGUCCACUGAAGAGGAAAUUGGGAAAUGGUCUCGUCGGAUUUGAGUUUUCCUCAUCUCGUGUCGACCAAAUUCGACGUGUUUACAUUGUCGUGACCGACCAGGCUUGUUUUGUUUUGUUUUGGGCAAACACCAACCUUAGCCGCUUUGGACGGACCAGAGAAAGUGAAUUUGUGCAUCCUUAAGAGGCCAAUGGGACCAGUGAGUGGGCAUUUCAAAGUGAAGGAAAAUCCAUGUGGCCUUUUUCUUGAUCCGCUACGAGCUUGCAUGAGAGGGCAAACGUAACACACGUGCAUGCUUCAUGUGCUAACUCCCGGCCGGACCACCUUUUGUACUCUACCUGUUCUCAUGACUAUUUUGCCCUUAUUUUGGAAGAGUUUUAAAAAUAGUUUUUAUUAUUAUCAACAUGGGUUGUUUUUUUGUAAACGGAAAAUGUGAACGUUGCGAACCGAGCCUGUUCGACGAGAUGACGUGUUGACGGACACGCGUCGAGAUCGUCUCCUUCACAGCGCCACCGCCUGGACGGAGGACUGUAAAAAUGUACAUUCAUUACAUUUAAUGCAACGCGUGAAUACGUCAUGUACAAAUACGGAAGCACAUUCUGUCCUUUGACUUAGUAGAUGCGCGCGCACACACACACACACACACACACACACCGAUUUCCUCUCAUAAUGCCAGCUGAUAUUUGACAGUGACUUUUUGUACGAUUCUGUAUUUUCAAGGGGAAAACAAACAAACAACAACUUUCUGGCUGUUUUUAUACUUAUUUCGGUUUGAGAGUCAGGUCGACUUGGAGAGUCCGUCAGUUUGUCUGUCCGUGCGUCUCGCGUGUUUGAGCCUCACGUGUUAUGUCUCUUUUAUUUUCCCCAUUUUGAAAAAGGAAAACCAAGUAUUUAUUUGAAAGCAGCAGCAGCGCCGAUGCGGACGGCGCAUAGAAUGUUUUAACAUGUCCUUUGAUGAGUGCUUGUCAAUUUCAUAACUAAAAUAAAACUACCAUAUGCUGUGUUUUAAA
Messenger RNA from Syngnathus acus (greater pipefish), 3515 nucleotides. It is a transcript of the gene traf4a, whose product is annotated as tnf receptor-associated factor 4a. Gene Ontology annotation, biological process: activation of NF-kappaB-inducing kinase activity; signal transduction; regulation of apoptotic process. The record is from RefSeq and is a predicted model, not a curated record. NCBI's taxonomy places the organism in Eukaryota, Metazoa, Chordata, Actinopteri, Syngnathiformes, Syngnathidae. The coding region runs from base 40 to 1452 and encodes 470 amino acids. The transcript is spliced from 7 exons. Gene Ontology annotation, molecular function: protein binding; zinc ion binding.